This is a messenger RNA of Anisakis simplex (herring worm), 222 nucleotides long. Lineage: Eukaryota; Metazoa; Nematoda; Chromadorea; Rhabditida; Anisakidae. The record is from the annotation of a GenBank genome assembly.
AUGGAUGCGAUAAAAGACUACGUAACGUCAAGACUCUGGUUCACUUAUCGUAAGAAUUUCAUGCCCAUAGGGGGUACUGGACCGACGAGCGAUCAGGGUUGGGGUUGUAUGUUGCGGUGUGGUCAGAUGUUGCUGGCACAGGCAUUGAUCAUACGUCAUCUGGGCAGUGAUUGGACCUGGAAGAGGAACAACAAAGAGGACGAAUAUAAACGUAUUAUCAGA